Messenger RNA from Fusarium tjaetaba, 1830 nucleotides. Its product is annotated as major facilitator. The record is from RefSeq and is a predicted model, not a curated record. Gene Ontology annotation, biological process: transmembrane transport. The transcript is spliced from 3 exons. Bases 1 to 1830 code for a protein of 609 amino acids. Gene Ontology annotation, molecular function: transmembrane transporter activity. NCBI's taxonomy places the organism in Eukaryota, Fungi, Ascomycota, Sordariomycetes, Hypocreales, Nectriaceae.
AUGUCAGCCCUAGCAAAGAUCCGCGAGGGCCUCGCUCGCGAGGAUAAUACUCCUGUCGCACAUACUCUGGCUCCCCACGAGAAGGAGAUCGAAGAGGCUCCCGAGACUAUCACCGAGACCGGUCCUGGCCAUGACAAGGAGGCCACUGCUGGUGCUCUCCCUCCUGACGAUAAGGGCAACGAUUCUGAUGUGCCCAGUGAAGAUGUCCAGACUGGAGUCAAGGAGAUUCAGGCCAUUACCCUCACUUGGGGUAAGGGAUCCCUGGCUGCUCUCUUGUGUCUCAUCUGGACACUCUUCCUCAUAAGUGGAUUUCGUGGUUCCUUCUACCUCGUCUUGGUGCCUUAUGUAACCAGCGAGUGGCAGGCCCAUUCCCUCAUGACCACCAUCCCCAUCGUGUCAGACGCCAUGACUGCAGCCUGCUAUAUCCCCAUGGCCAAGGCCCUCGACGUCUGGGGACGCGCUGAGGGCUUCCUGCUCAUGAGUGGCUUUGCAACACUUGGUCUUAUCCUCAUGGCUGUAUCUCAGAACCUCGCAACCUUCUGUGCUGCACAAGUCUUCUACUCUGUCGGAUGGGGAGGCAUGAUUUAUGCCGUUGGCGUCCUCGCUGCCGAUGCAUCCAAUCUCCGGAACCGAGGUUUGGCCUUUGCCUUUACUUCCUCGCCAUACAUGAUUACGGCUUUUGCCGGUUCCAAGGCUGCCGCUGCUUUUGUCCUCGAUGUCAAGAACUGGCGAUGGGGUUUCGGCUGGAUCGCUAUCGUUCUGCCGUGUGUCACUAUUCCUCUGUUCCUUGUCUUGAAGGUUAAUCUUCACAAGGCUUUCAAGAAGGGAACAGUCACCAAGACUCAUAGAAACCGGGGCUUCUUUGGUAGCAUCUGGUGGGUCUUCAACGAGUUCGACGUUAUCGGCAUCUUCCUCUUUGGCGGCGGUCUUGUCGUCUUUCUCCUCCCCUUCAACCUAGCUGCACACGCGCCCGACGGCUGGUCUACCGGCUACAUCAUCGCCAUGAUCGUGGUCGGAUUCUGCACUCUCGUCUUCUUUGGUGUCUGGGAGUAUUGGCUCGCCCCUGUUCCUUUCUUGCAGGGGCGCUUCCUCCUCGAUAGGUCUGUCGUUGCCGCUUGCAUGAUCGAUCUUACCUACCAGAUCUCUUACUAUACUUGGAACUAUUUCUUUACUUCAUUCUUGCAGGUCGUUGUCAACCUCGGCCCUGCUGAAGCCGGCUAUGUCAACUCUACUUUCCAGGUCGUCUCAGGCGUUCUUCUCUUCAUCGUCGGCUUCCUCAUCCGAAAGACUGGCUUCUACAAAUGGACAUUUUACUUUGCAGUACCCAUCUACAUCUUCGCGCUUGGUCUGAUGAUCCAUUUCCGUGCUCCUAACCAGUAUGUCGGAUACAUCAUCAUGUGCGAGAUCUUUAUCUCCAUCGGUGGAGCUGUCUUCAUCUUGGUCAUGCAGCUUGCUGUCCUUGCUGCCGUUGCCCACCAGUAUGUCGCUGCUGCGCUCGCUACUUUGUAUGUCGCUGGAGGAGUCGGUGGUGCGGUUGGAGGAGCCAUCUCCGGUGCUAUCUGGACGAAUACCUUCAUCCCUCAGCUUAUGAAGAACCUCCCAGAGUCAGAGCUGGCCAAUGCACCACUGAUUGCUGGAAAUAUUGUCAAUCAGCUGGCUUACCCCGUAAACAGCCCUGCACGACUUGCCAUUCAGGAGUCCUAUGGCUUUGCGCAAGUUAGAAUGCUUGCUGCUGGUGUUGGUAUCGCGUCCUUAUUCUUCAUCUGGGUGCCCAUGUUGAGGAACAUCAACGUCAAGAAGCUGAAGCAGACCAAGGGUCUUGUCCUCUAG